Messenger RNA from Cornus florida, 2840 nucleotides. RefSeq names its product cold-responsive protein kinase 1-like. The record is from RefSeq and is a predicted model, not a curated record. Gene Ontology annotation, molecular function: protein kinase activity; ATP binding. Bases 263 to 1423 code for a protein of 386 amino acids. Gene Ontology annotation, biological process: protein phosphorylation. NCBI's taxonomy places the organism in Eukaryota, Viridiplantae, Streptophyta, Magnoliopsida, Cornales, Cornaceae. The transcript is spliced from 8 exons.
AAAAACAAAAACCAUUCAGGUUAUUGGGUCGGAGACAAAAACCGAUCUACUGAUGUAUCAAAAAGAGAUUUAAUGGGUCUUUACGAACCCGCCGCGUGUUAAGACCGGCGCGCAAGACUGGAGACCUUUAUGUCAACGAGCAGCCCUUCACUUCUCUCUCUACAAGCGGCUCUUUCUCUCUCUAGACAUUUGCUGCAGAUACAUACCGUACAAGGGGUUUGACGUGAUCCAUGGUAUUGGUGGAAAGUAGCAGACUUCUCUCAUGACUUGUUUUACUUUCUGUUUCAGAAAGAAGGAAGCUUACCCAACUAAACGAACGAUAGACAUCAAAGAAGAGGUUUCAGGCAUUCAGAAUGUUAUACUGUACACUCAUAAAGAAAUGCGAAUAGCAACUGAAGAUUUUAGUCCGGCUAAUAAAAUUGGGGAGGGAGGUUUUGGUUCUGUCUACAAGGUAAUUGGAAAGCUCAAAGAUGGCACUGUGGUUGCUUUAAAGGUGCUUUCUGCUGAGUCAAGGCAGGGGUCACGGGAGUUCUUAACAGAGGUUAAUGUGAUCUCAAAUGUUGAGCAUGAAAAUCUGGUGAAAUUGUAUGGUUGUUGUGUGGAAGGGAGUCACAGAAUUUUGGUAUAUGGCUAUCUAGAAAACAAUAGCCUCGAUCAAAUUCUUCAUGGAGGAAGCCACAGUAGCAUUCAGUUUAGCUGGAAAACGCGGUGUAAAAUUUGCACUGGGGUUGCUCGGGGGCUUGCAUUUCUUCACGAGGAGGUUCGGCCACAUAUUGUUCAUAGAGACAUUAAAGCAAGCAAUGUCCUCCUUGACCAAGACCUCACACCCAAGAUUUCAGAUUUCGGUCUCGCAAAGCUUUUCCCGGACAACCAGACUCAUAUAAGUACACGUGUUGCAGGAACUUUUGGUUAUUUGGCUCCUGAGUAUGCGCUACGAGGCCAGUUGACGAAGAAAGCAGAUAUUUACAGUUUUGGUGUUCUCCUCUUGGAAAUUGUCAGUGGGAGAUGCAACACAAACAAGCGGUUACCUGUUGAAGAACAAUAUCUUCUUGAAAGGAUAUGGGAACUGCACGAGCAAGGAGAGCUGCUGGCGAUGGUGGACACGUCAUUGGAAGGGGAUUUCGAUGACAAUGAGGCUUUAAGAUUCUUGAAGAUUGGUCUCCUUUGCACCCAAGAUAUGCCAAAGCUCCGGCCGUCGAUGUCUACUGUGGUGAAGAUGCUUACAGGUGAGAUGGAUGUGGACAAGCAGAAGAUAUCAAGACCAGGCCUAAUGUCUGAUUUAAUGGGUCUCAGAAAAAAUAAGAAUACAUCGGACACAUUAUUUGGUAACUCAAGCAAACAGGAUAAUAUGUCAUCACCCGAGAACACGACUGGGUCAUGUGCUACCAUGACCUUCACUUCAAUAGAUGAGCGAAGUGUUUGACCAGUCCCAUGAGAGGUUCUUGCCCAAAUCUAUCAUCUCUACUGGAGUGCAACACUCAAGCUGGUUGUGUAAGAUCAUUUCAAUGUUUAUGUAAAAUGAAUUCAAUUUUUCCCCAUCUCAUUUGUUGUUCCAGCUGUCAUUAUUGUUAAUUGUUGCAUUCAAGAUAAUGGAAUUGUGCAGAAUAUGAUCCCUUUACAGAAUGGGACAAUAUAAUUGACACUGGAAAGUACCUGAUUAUAUACGCAUAGUUUAUGCAUACAAAGCUUAAUCAUUACAAAAUCACCUAUGGAUGUCAUAUCUCAAAUGAGUUUGAAGCUGGCUGACUUGCACUAUGAAGGAGAGUGUAUUACAAUGCAAAGUUCAGUAAAGGCAUAAUUUUUCUGUUUAAUAGAGUUUUAAUUAAUAUAAAACAUAGGAGGUCAUGGAAAAAUAUCAUCUAUCCUUUUGAACUAAUAACAUAUGUGUGUAUUAUUAUUCAUCAAUAUUAUAUAUUUUUCAUUUUUUUGGUGAAAUAGAUAGAAACAAACCAAAAACUAGAUACAAGUUGUUGCUCCCAUCAUCUGCUGCAAGAAGAUGGCAGAGGCCAUUGGGACCAAUUGUCAAGGAUUCAGACACAACCUGUAAUAGUAUGGUCUUCAUUUGCUGGGUAGUCAGCAAAAUUUGUUUCCUCUUGCAUAGUAAGCUGCAUUCUAUAUUCCCAUGGCUUUUUGAGUAGCAUUCUGUAAUCUUCAAUGAUUCCCAAAAGGAGACGUUUAACAGGGUUGCUUGCCCUUGUACUUUUUGGGUAAUAUUCACAAUCUUCUUUUUUUUGGCACUGUUUAAAAGAUAUGUGCAUAUCUGUAUAUAGGUCUUGCUUUUCGCAUCCAUCUGGCAAUCAAGUUAUUCCUGAGAAACUGCAGUGUCUGAAAUUGAGAAUCCUCUUUACCAAGUUGUGUUAUUCCUGUUUGUUCAAUUGAAAUGGUCAGUGUGUUUCAUCUGUGAUAAUUGUAUGGCAUGUUUAUCAAUGUUUUCGUGUAGCUCUUAUUAGAUAUGAGGGAUAUCUUGAUUUUGGGGUCUGACUAUGGAGGCUCCAACCAUGUAAUAAUGCCUGCAGUUUUGGAUGUAGAGCGUAUCUUCUCUGUUAUUGAUCUGUAUUGCGGUGAUCUGUUUUGUCCAUAGCCUAUAUGUCGAAUUGGUUUAUACUUUGAACUGCUUUGUGUUCCUUGUUUGUUGGAGACGGCCAAAACAAACAUUAGUAUAAGAAUAGAUUUACCACUGUUUUGGUCCAGUGUAAAAAUUCUGUAUAAUGCCAAACUAAGAUGAAUUCACAUUAAUAGAAGCCAAAAUGUACUUCAUAUUUCACUUUUUUCCCAUUUGUUUAUAGGAUCAUGCUUUAGAUGGAUGAUUUUAUAUUUUGGAAAAAAAAAAAAAAAAACAA